AUGUUCAAUCGCCUCCUCCAGCUCAUACUCGUCGGUGUUGCUCUAUCCCACGAGCUUGAUGGUUCAUAUGUCAACAAGACCGUGAGUGGACCUUUUCUGAAUUUGAUGUAUACAUUCUCGGACAAUGCUCAAAAAGUGGAGAUUACUUUCUCUUGUGGGUCUGGUGUCAGACCAACUAGGGCGACCUUUCCUGUCCUUAAGCGGGCUGAUACGCUCUACACGAUACCUACCACGAUUCCGGGAACCUCAACACCGAAGCCUGAUUGGACCGCCUUCGUAGAUAUCUUUGAGGUCAAAUGCUCAGGGUACAAACCUCUGAACGCAGCUGACUUGUGGCUUAUUACCUACGAUAAAAAGUUCGACCACUCGCAUGUUUCGCUCAAGAGCAAGCUCUUGAAGCUGGUACACAGAAACCCCCCUUCCCAUUAG
This is a messenger RNA of Perkinsus marinus ATCC 50983, 429 nucleotides long. RefSeq lists its product as hypothetical. The transcript has a single exon. The coding region runs from base 1 to 429 and encodes 142 amino acids. The record is from RefSeq and is a predicted model, not a curated record. Lineage: Eukaryota; Perkinsozoa; Perkinsida; Perkinsidae.